UCGUGCCAAUUGAGUCAGAGCCCACUGUCGUGCCUGGUGAUUCGGUGCCCGCAGUCUUGCCAGACGACUCGACGACUCGGUGCCCGCAGUCUUGCCAGACGACUCGGUGCCCACGGUCUUGCCAGACGACUCGGUGCCCGCCGCUCCGCCUGGGGGCCCGAGACCUGUCGCUCCGCCUGGGGGCCCGAGACCUGUCGCUCCGCCUGGGGGCCCGAGACCUGUCGCUCCGCCUGGGGGCCCGAGACCUGUCGCUCCGCCUGGGGGCCCGAGACCUGUCGCUCCGCCUGGGGGCCUGGUGCCUGCUGCUUCACC
This is a messenger RNA of Staurois parvus, 312 nucleotides long. NCBI's taxonomy places the organism in Eukaryota, Metazoa, Chordata, Amphibia, Anura, Ranidae. The record is from the annotation of a GenBank genome assembly.